Lonchura striata (white-rumped munia) is the source of this 1639-nucleotide messenger RNA. It is a transcript of the gene HCK, whose product is annotated as HCK proto-oncogene, Src family tyrosine kinase. The record is from RefSeq and is a predicted model, not a curated record. Gene Ontology annotation, molecular function: ATP binding; protein tyrosine kinase activity; protein binding. Lineage: Eukaryota; Metazoa; Chordata; Aves; Passeriformes; Estrildidae. Gene Ontology annotation, biological process: protein phosphorylation.
GCUCUGGGGCCCUGUGCUGGGUGAGAGCUGAUGGGAACAGGGCUGGACUGGGGUUGGAGUGGGGCUUUCACCUCUGUUGCAAUGGCCUCACUUCCCCUUCCUUGGCAGCAGCAUGGGUUGUGUGAAGUCUAAGAAAGCCGGUGUCCAAGAGAAGAUGAUAAAAACUGAUCCUGACCCUGAUCCUGGCCCCACCAUCCAGCAGGGCCACUAUGUGAGGGACCCCACAGCCACCAACAAGCGGAACAAUCAUGUCCCCAGCAUGGCUGUGUCCCUGCCUGAGGCUGGCCUGGGGGACAGCGUGGUGCUGGCACUCUACGACUACGAGGCGAUGAACGCUGGGGACCUCAGCUUCCAGAAGGGGGAGAGGAUGAAGAUCCUGGAGAAGUCAGGGGAAUGGUGGCAAGCACGGUCGCUGGUGACAGGAUGUGAAGGCUUCAUCCCAAGCAACUACGUUGCCCAAGAAAACUCGCUGGAGACAGAGGAGUGGUUUUUCAAGGACAUCAGCCGGAAGGACGCGGAGCGGCAGCUCCUUGGCCCUGGGAACAUGAUUGGGUCCUUCAUGAUAAGGGACAGCGAGACAACGAAAGGCUCUUACUCACUCUCGGUGCGGGACGGGGACGAGCUGCGGGGCGGGGCAGUGAAGCACUACAAGAUCCGCACUCUGGACAGCGGUGGCUUCUACAUCUCCCCACGGAACAACUUCAACACGCUGCAGGAGCUGGUCCAGCACUACAAAGGUCAGAGUGAUGGGCUGUGCCAGAAGCUCACCCACCCCUGCCGUGUACCCAAACCAGAGAAGCCCUGGGAGAAAGAUGCCUGGGAGAUCCCUCGGGAGUCACUGAGUCUGGAGAGGAAGCUGGGAGCCGGGCAGUUCGGAGAAGUGUGGAUGGCUACCUACAACAAGCACACCAAGGUGGCGGUGAAGACGAUGAAGCCGGGCAGCAUGUCCGUGGAAGCCUUCCUGGAGGAGGCAAACCUGAUGAAGACACUGCAGCACGACAAGCUGGUGAAGCUGCACGCCGUGGUCACCAGGGAGGAGCCCAUCUUCAUCAUCACUGAAUUCAUGGAGAAAGGGAGCUUACUGGAUUUCCUGAAGAGUGAUGAGGGGAACAAGCUGCUGCUCCCAAAGCUGAUUGACUUCUCUGCCCAGAUUGCAGAAGGAAUGGCUUUUAUUGAGAAGAGGAACUACAUCCACAGAGACCUGAGAGCUGCCAACAUCCUGGUGUCAGCAGCACUGGUGUGCAAGAUUGCAGACUUUGGGCUGGCCAGGGUGAUCGAGGACACCGAGUACACGGCCCGGGAAGGUGCCAAGUUUCCCAUUAAAUGGACUGCACCUGAAGCCAUCAACUACGGAUCUUUCACUAUAAAAUCAGAUGUCUGGUCCUUUGGGAUCCUCCUGACUGAGAUCAUUACCUAUGGACGCAUCCCUUACCCAGGGAUGUCGAGCAUGGAGGUGAUCAGGGCGCUGGAGCACGGAUACCGGAUGCCACGCACGGACAACUGCCCUGAGGAGCUGUACGACAUCAUGAUGAGGUGCUGGAAGAUCAAACCCGAGGAUCGCCCCACUUUUGAGUACAUACAAAGUGUUUUGGAAGAUUUCUUCACUGCCACAGAGAGCCAGUACCAGCAGCAGCCAUAG